Hirsutella rhossiliensis is the source of this 1215-nucleotide messenger RNA. Its product is annotated as pregnancy-associated plasma protein-A domain-containing protein. Bases 1 to 1215 code for a protein of 404 amino acids. Lineage: Eukaryota; Fungi; Ascomycota; Sordariomycetes; Hypocreales; Ophiocordycipitaceae. The transcript has 2 exons. The record is from RefSeq and is a predicted model, not a curated record. Gene Ontology annotation, molecular function: metallopeptidase activity.
AUGUACGACGCGCAUGAACAGAUGCUUGCCAUGGAAAGAAAUCAUACCAUCAAUCAUUCACAGAUCAUUGUUGAGGUGUAUGCUCACGUUAUCAUGGAAUCGGAGAACGUGGGCCCGGAGGCGGGCAGCCUCACUGUUACCGAGGAUGACAUUCACGAAAACUUAAAGACUAUGAACACGAACUAUAGACCUGCCGAUAUAUCCUUCAAGCUAAAGGACGCACAAUGGGUUAGAGAACCUGAGUGGUUAGGAGGUCGCAAUGCCGAUAUGCAGAAGGCACUCCACGAGGGAGGCAGCAGCACGCUCAACAUAUACUAUACCAAUUAUAUGAAGCCACGGGUCCGUAUCGAGGGAGGAGCCGCUACAUUCCCUGUUGAGUUGGAAAGCCCGGAUGGACCCCUGCUCGACGGCCUCGUGAUCGAUAAGUUAUUCGCUUCACUUGACAAACGAUUUAUGAUACGUGAGAUUGGACACUGGUUCGGGCUACUGCAUUCAUUCGAGGACAUUUGUAACGACGGCGGCGAUUAUAUAGACGACACGCCUCCUACCCCGAAGAGUUGCUACGAAGACGUCUUCACUUGUCCCGGCAAUAACUUUAUGGGCUACGGCCCAGAUGAGGGCAUGUUUACCCCUGGCCAGAUCACUCGCCUGCAUAGCUUAUGGACCAAGUACCGCGCGAGCGGCACGGCCGCGCCCGAGAUUGCGCUGGCUCCUCUCAACUCCACCGACAAUGUGCGUACCAAGCGCCCGUUUUAUCCUGACCCGGAGAGCUGGAGGCAGGCCUACCGGAAGUGCCACCCAAAGGCCGACGGCAGAGCCGAAGAAACGCGUGAAAGCUACUGCGGGACAGAGAACUUUUGCCGCUGGGGGCUCUACAAGCUGGCGGGAGAGCAGUACGCGAGCGUAGACGCUUGUCUAGAGUCCCGGACGGCUGACCUGCUCCCGUGGAUCAUGCCCAAGCCCGACCUCGACCGAUUCGACGAAUUUUGUCCCAAGAACCAGAAAUAUAUCGUCGAGACGGUCUGCGGCACAGACAGCUACUGCAAGGCUUUCGACUGGCCCGUAAAGGAGACGCCAGCAUCCCUGUUCGACGCCCGUGGGCAAGAUACAACUUCAAAAUACAGCAACAGCACCGUCUGCUUCGAGGACCACUUUGCGUCUCCCGAGAUGUCGCCGGCGGAGGAGUUGCCGGACCAGAAUGGCGAUCCCUACUGA